Molecule: messenger RNA, 732 nt
Organism: Humulus lupulus (European hop)
Lineage: Eukaryota; Viridiplantae; Streptophyta; Magnoliopsida; Rosales; Cannabaceae
Product: large ribosomal subunit protein eL32z-like
Exons: 4
Coding region: 135-536 (133 amino acids)
Biological process (GO): translation
Cellular component (GO): cytosolic large ribosomal subunit; ribosome
Molecular function (GO): structural constituent of ribosome
Source: RefSeq, a predicted model, not a curated record
UGAAGCCCAAGAAGAGAUAUAAGAAACACGACUCUCCGUGUAUAUAUAGUCUCGUUCGAAACCCUAGCUUGUUCUUCAUCGCCUGCUCGUUCUCAGUAGGGUUUACCAAACUGUAGCUACCCCUUACAGAUACAAUGGCGGUUCCCCUACUUACCAAGAAGAUUGUGAAGAAGCGCGUCAAGCAGUUCAAGAGGCCCCAAUGGGACAGAAAGAUAUCGGUUAAGACCAGCUGGAGAAGGCCAAAGGGUAUUGAUUCCCGUGUGAGGAGGAAGUUCAAGGGUGUUACUUUGAUGCCAAACAUUGGUUACGGCACAGACAAGAAGACACGCCACUACCUUCCCAAUGGAUUCAAGAAAUUUGUUGUGAACAAUGUCAAAGAGCUUGAACUUCUGAUGAUGCACAACAGGACAUACUGUGCUGAGAUUGCUCACAACGUCUCAACCCGGAAGCGAAAGGAGAUUGUUGAGCGAGCUGCCCAGUUGGAUGUUGUUGUUACCAACAAGUUGGCUAGGUUGCGCAGCCAGGAGGAUGAAUGAGCAUUUAUGCUUUUAUUUUUGUUUAUUUGCUUUGUGAGAUUUACCAGUACUUUUAGGUACUUUUUGUUGAAGGUACUUUGUUCUUAAUUUUGCAGUUUCUUUUGGAUUAAACGUUCUGUAGAAUCUGGGCUCUUUUACUGCUCAAAUACCUUGAAAGUAAUUUUUUUUGACUAGUUAAAAGUAACUUUCUUAUUUA